Messenger RNA from Solanum stenotomum, 1784 nucleotides. RefSeq lists its product as uncharacterized. The record is from RefSeq and is a predicted model, not a curated record. NCBI's taxonomy places the organism in Eukaryota, Viridiplantae, Streptophyta, Magnoliopsida, Solanales, Solanaceae. The coding region runs from base 657 to 1382 and encodes 241 amino acids. The transcript is spliced from 2 exons.
ACCUUUUGGUAACUUAAGUGUUUCUCAUAGCACUUGGACAAUGAUUAUUACUGUAUAUAACUUACCCCCUUGGAUGUGCAUGAAGCAACCCUAUUGCUACUUGUCUUUGUUGAUACCUGGUCCUAAAGCCCCUGGAAAUGAUAUCGACGUGUACUUAGAACCAUUGAUAGAUGAGUUGCGAGAAUUAUGGUAUUAUGGAGUUGAUACAUUUGAUGCUUCAAGAAAAGAGAACUUUUGUAUGCCAGCAGCACUCUUAUGGACUAUCAAUGAUUUUCCAGCUUAUGCAAACUUGUCUGGAUGGAGCACAAAGAGAGUUUUGGCUUGUCCUUCAUGCAACAAAGACACUCCAUCUGCUCGAUUCAAGUAUGGUCGUAAGUUUUCUUACAUGGGUGCUUGGAGGUUUUUAGCAUCUAAUCAUAAGUGGCGGAGUAAUAAACGUGAUUUCAAUGGAGAAGUUGAAAGAAGACCUGCUCCAAAUAUUCUAUCGGGAGAUGACGCCGUACGCCAACUGCUUGCUUUGGGAGACAUGAAAUUUGGUAAGACCCAGAAGAAAAGCAAGUACGAAAAAAGUGAAGGCAUACAUAACUGGAGAAAAAAAGCAUUUUUUUAGGCUUCCUUAUUGGAAAAAUAAUUUAAUACGCCAUAAUUUGGAUGUGAUGCAUAUUGAAAAAAAUGUGUGCGAUAAUAUUAUUGGGACAUUACUAGAUAUUGAAGGAAAAACAAAAGAUAAUUUGAAUGCUCGUCGCGAUUUGAAGGAAAUGGGUAUAAGAAGAGAUUUACAUCCAACUUAUAGAGAUGGAAGAUGGUAUUACCCAGCAGCAUGUUAUUCUUUAUCACGAGAUGAGAAAUCUAAAGUAUGCAAGUUCUUGAAAGUGGUUAAGGUUCCAAAUGGUUAUUCUUCCAAUAUAUCACGGUGGGUGAAGUCAGAGGAUUGUAAAAUUAAUGGAUUAAAGAGUCAUGAUUCACAUAUUUUAUUGGAACAACUACUUCCUCUUGCAAUUCGUGGAGUCGUGCCAAGCAAUGUCUAUGAUGCUAUCACCGAGUUAAGUAUUUUUUUCAAAGAAUUGUGUUCGAAAACACUAAGGGUUGAUGUGUUGGAUCAACUUGCAGCUCAAAUUCCAAUAACACUGAGCAAAUUAGAAAAGAUAUUUCUACCACCAUUUUUUGACGUUAUGGUUCAUUUAGUCAUUCAUCUUCCAAGAGAGGCUAAGCUUGGCGGACCUGUACAAAAUAGGUGGAUGUAUCCUAUUGAGAGAUUUUUACGCAUAUUGAAAUGUUAUGUUCAUAAUAGAAAUCAUCCGGAAGGGUGUAUGGCAGAAGGGUAUAUUAUUGAAGAAUGUAUAAUACUUUGCUCAAGGUAUUUACAUGGAAGUGCAAAAUAGCAUAAUCGAAUGGACAAGAAUCAUGAAGUUGAUCAUGCUGAGAAAUAUAAUGGAUUAUCAGUAUUUGAACAAAAGAGUUCUCCUUUAUUAAGAGAUACAUCAAGAAAUCUUGAAGAAUCUGAGCUAAAACAAGCUCAUCUUUAUGUCUUGAGAAAUUGUGAAGAAUUUCAACCAUUUCUACGGUAUGUUUUGUUAGCUUUCCCUCAUCUCUUACCAUUAUUUUUGAAGUUACCUCGAACUAAAAAUACAUUAAUGAUUUUUUUUUUUAACAUUGUUCUAAGUGAGCAUGUUGUGCAUUUGCCAAAAUAGAUUUCUCAUUUAUCUGAAUCAUGUACUAUUCUUUCCAUGAAAAAUCCUGAUUCUUUAGUUUUUGGUAGUAAAGUCUCAUUACCUAACAUCAUC